Nestor notabilis (Kea) is the source of this 1418-nucleotide messenger RNA. RefSeq names its product FIC domain containing (gene FICD). Lineage: Eukaryota; Metazoa; Chordata; Aves; Psittaciformes; Psittacidae. Bases 49 to 1410 code for a protein of 453 amino acids. Gene Ontology annotation, molecular function: protein binding. The transcript is spliced from 2 exons. The record is from RefSeq and is a predicted model, not a curated record.
AGGAGCAGGGGGGAAGGAGAUGUCCCUCCGGUCUGCGCUGGAAGCAGGAUGAACCUGGUGUCUAUGGCGACGGAUCCCAAGCUGCAAUGGGUAACGCUGUGGGCCCGCGUCAGGUGGGCAGCAGUGCUCGGGCUGCUCCUGGCCUUGCUCGUGGUGCUGCUGCUGCCGGCUGCGGAGGAUCAGUGCCACGCAGUGCUCCAGGGGCUCUCCUUCCUGAAGAGUAAACUGGGCGCCGGCUCCUCGGGGGUCACCAGGUACACGGGACACACCACAGAACUGAGCGUGGCCUCCAACGGGCUGGAGCUGCUGGUGCUGAAAGGCAAAGCCUCCCCAGAAGUGAAGUUAGAAGCCAAAGCAGCUCUGAAACAAGCCCUCGAAAUGAAGCGCCAAGGCAAGCGGGAGAAAGCCCACAAGCUCUUCGUGUACGCCCUCAAAAUGGAUCCUGAUUAUGUGGAUGCCCUGACUGAAUUUGGGAUCUUUUCUGAAGAGGAAAAAGAUAUUCUUCGAGCUGACUACUUGUACUCCAAAGCCCUCACCAUUUCUCCCUUCAAUGAGAAGGCUUUAAUCAAUCGGGACCGGACGCUCCCUUUGGUGGAAGAGAUCGACCAGAGGUAUUUUGGCAUUAUUGACAGCAAGGUUAAAAAGGUGAUGGCGAUUCCCAAAGGCAAUUCCGCCCUGCGCCGGGUGAUGGAGGAGUCCUACUACCACCACAUCUACCACACGGUUGCUAUUGAGGGCAACACUCUGACGCUGUCCGAAAUACGGCACAUCAUUGAGACCAGAUACGCCGUUCCUGGGAAGAGCUUAGUGGAGCAGAACGAGGUGAUCGGGAUGCACGCAGCUCUCAAGUACGUUAACACCACGCUGGUGUCCCGGAUCGGCUCCGUCACCACCACCGACAUCCUGGAGAUCCACCGGCGGGUGCUGGGCUAUGCUGACCCGGUGGAGGCAGGGCGCUUCAGGACUACUCACGUGUUUGUAGGCCAUCACAUCCCACCGCACCCCCGGGACGUUGAGAAGCAGAUGCAGGAGUUCGUGCAGUGGCUGAACUCGGAAGAUGCCAUGAGCUUGCACCCUGUGGAAUUCGCUGCGUUAGCCCACUACAAGUUGGUUUAUAUCCAUCCCUUUACAGAUGGCAACGGGAGGACCUCGCGCCUGCUGAUGAACCUCAUACUAAUGCAGGCGGGUUACCCCCCCAUCACCAUCCGCAAGGAGCAACGGGCUGAGUAUUACCACGUGCUGGAAGUGGCCAACGAGGGCGAUGUGAGGCCCUUCAUACGCUUCAUUGCAAAGUGUACAGAGACAACCCUGGACAUGCUGCUCAUCGCCACCACAGAGCACUCCGUGGGCUUACCUGAGGCAGAUGGCAGCUCUGCUGGCUGCAAACAAACCAUCCCUGUCAAGACUUGAGGGUUGUG